Molecule: messenger RNA, 222 nt
Organism: Kwoniella botswanensis
Lineage: Eukaryota; Fungi; Basidiomycota; Tremellomycetes; Tremellales; Cryptococcaceae
Exons: 3
Coding region: 1-222 (73 amino acids)
Source: RefSeq, a predicted model, not a curated record
AUGUCACUUAACAGCAAAAGCGACCGGGACGAUAGUCUCGUACAAAGUAGCAAACAACCAUGGUAUUACUAUUUAUGGGAUUCUUUUGGCAAACCCCCAGCUGAACGAAGAUUACUCGUCAGACUGGAUUUGUCCUUGUUAGUCUUCUCGACUCUGGGAUUGAUAAUGAGGUAUAUCGAUCAAACGAAUUUAUCUACCGCUUUUGUUAGUGGUAUGAAGUAA